UUAUAUGAUGGUCAGUUGCAAGCUUCUUCUUUAUUAUGGAACAUUUUCUAGUAUAAUCUCUAUUGUACUUUCCUGUGUUGCCACUAGUCCAACAGGUACAGUAACCACAACUGUAGCUCCAACAACAACGACGGCGGCAACCGGAUGCACGAGUUGUACAGCCAGUCAGGUAACAUUUGCCCAGUCAGGUGGAGGUGUUCAGAUUGAUACUGCGGGAAUUCCGGGAACAGCCGCAGGAUGCUUAACUUUAACUUUAACAUGUACAGCUGGCACAGGAAAUUAUGCAUUUAUGCAAUUUAAUAAUAAUCAAGGAGGUCCUGCUGAAAAUCAAGAUAUGGGAAUGACAAUCAAUGCUCUUGCGAAUUGUGUUGAUGGAAAUUGGGUGUACACAAGUGGAGGAGUAUCAAGAAUUGUAACACAAGUAUCUUGUAAUCAAGCCCCUAAUGCUGGAUAAUUAUUCUGAAUUCUUAUUCACUAUUCUGAAAGUUUCCUUCCAUGUUAAAGAUCUAACAUGAAAAUGUAUAAGAAAAGUGUGGUAACUUAUAACUUUGAUAUUUUUAAUCAUCGACAAUUGCUCACAAUAAUCAUGUUUCUAAUAAUUGUUGUUUAAUAAACCGAUUCGAUUCUUUC
Caenorhabditis elegans is the source of this 630-nucleotide messenger RNA. RefSeq lists its product as uncharacterized. NCBI's taxonomy places the organism in Eukaryota, Metazoa, Nematoda, Chromadorea, Rhabditida, Rhabditidae. Bases 5 to 454 code for a protein of 149 amino acids. The record is from RefSeq and is marked reviewed. The transcript has 4 exons.